ACCAGAGCCUAUAAAUGAAGCGCUGCGCCCUCUGAGGUAGGAGAAGAGAUCCAUCGGCCGUCAUGUCCGAGGAAGAGUUCCAGAGAGCCGUGGAGGAGUCGAAGGUCCUGAAGGUGAGGCCGAGCACCGAGGACCUGGGGGUCCUGUACGGGCUCUACAAGCAGACCACCGAGGGGGAUGUAAUCACAGAGCGACCUGGGAUGCUAGACUUUGUUGGGAAGAAGAAAUGGGACGCGUGGAAAUCCAGAAAAGGUCUUUCCAAAGAAGAAGCAACGAAAGGCUAUAUUAAGGCUGUUGAAGAUUUUAAAGUCAAGUACGGCAUCUAGGUGCUGUUCCUUACUAAUCUUUACACUACAUGUAAUGUGAUGUCUUAACCCAUCCAUAUGUAAUUUCUUUUAAUAUUUUGUUGGUUGUAAAAAAAAAAUACACUUCAAGCAUUUGUACUACCUCUGCAGAUGGGUUUCUAAAAAGCACAAGGUUUUCAUAUAAAAAACAUGUAUUUUAGGCUACAUCUUUCUGAUUUGGAGAGUAGACCUUUUUGGCACAAUAACAAACAGUUAGCUCUAUUUCAUCUGCACCAAUUUAAAUGCUUUCCAUCACACCUGCAUGUAUUGAGAUAUCAGAUGAAGAAGGACAGAUGAUUGUAGUAGAGCAUUAUCAGCGGACCCACUGGAGCUAGUUAACAGACUUUAUACUGGAAUAGAUCGAUACAUAGAGAUAAAUGCUUUUGGGAAGACUUCAGCUGAAAGAUGUGGUUAAGGGUGGUUGAGUAUAGGCCUUCUCACUGAAUUAUAAGGUAAGGUUUUAUUGUAUCAAGGUACUGAACAAGGGAAAGCAAUGCAUCAUUGGUUAAACUCCCAGAAAUAGUCAUGAUCCAGUUCCUUAAAUUGGCACUAUGUGACUUGUAACUGUUGCAGCUAUUUACUCCAUUAAAUCAUAUCGGAACUGUAAAGUUUCUCAAUAAUAAAUCGUGCCCAUCUA
Gadus chalcogrammus (walleye pollock) is the source of this 981-nucleotide messenger RNA. Its product is annotated as acyl-CoA-binding protein-like. Gene Ontology annotation, biological process: fatty acid metabolic process. Bases 63 to 326 code for a protein of 87 amino acids. The transcript is spliced from 4 exons. NCBI's taxonomy places the organism in Eukaryota, Metazoa, Chordata, Actinopteri, Gadiformes, Gadidae. The record is from RefSeq and is a predicted model, not a curated record. Gene Ontology annotation, molecular function: fatty-acyl-CoA binding.